AAAUUUUUAGUUUCGUUCAAUAAAAGCAUAUAUUUUCUUUUGAUUAAACUUUAUUUUAGACACUCAUACAGUUACAUUUUAGCCAGCCAGAGCUGCAGAUAAAUAAUUAGACAAGGUCAAAGAUACGAGCUGUAUACCUUCAUAUAUACAUGGUGGCCACUAUCUUACCUAGCAACGGCCGGUCCAUAAAAUGUAUCAUUGCGGAGACACUUACGUAUAGUACAGGGAAACAAGCUUGGAUAGUAAACGCCAAUCAGUUUGCAUUCCAAAAAGCCGAACGGCACGCACGUAGAAGUUAGUUACAACGUGGGUGCAGUUCCUUAUUAAUCAUGUGAUAUGUUCUUUCUUGAAUCAAGUUAUAUUUUAAUGAAAGAAUCUAAAAUUACUGAUUCAUCAUAAAUAUGCCAGUUUUUGAAUACUUCUUAUAAAUUUCAGUUAUUGAAAACCUAAUUAAUUAGUUAGGGUUAACAUGGACCAAAAGCGGCCAACCGAUGAGGAAAUGGCGGCGGAGAAACCGUUAAAACCGGUACUCCAGAAACCUCCAGGGUUCCGUGAUGAGCAGAACCCACCAACAACGGAACCGCCGUCGGGAACAGCACCGCAUCCACGCCGUCGGCCGAGGCCUAUCCAUCCGGUGUCACUCUACCCCGAGAAGAAACGUCGCUGGAGCCGCUGCCGCGUUUUCUGCUGUUGCUUCUGUAUAUUCCUCGCCGUGAUUCUUCUCCUCCUCCUCAUCGCCGGCGCUGUUUUUUUCCUUUGGUACAGCCCUAAACUCCCCGUGGUCCGCCUUGCCUCUUUCAGAACCAGCAGCUUCAACUUUUCUAGCGGAAAAACCGACGACGGUUGGUCGUUUCUGACGGCGGACGCGGCGACGAUGCUCGACUUCAGAAACCCUAACGGUAAGCUGGGGCUUUUCUACGGAGAUGCUGACGUGGCGGUGAUCCUCGGAGAGAAAGACUUUGAGACCAAUUUGGGGUCAACCAAAGUCAAAGGCUUUGUUCAGAAGCCAGGGAAUCGGACGGCAGUGAUCAUCAGGACGAGAGUGAGGACACAACAGGUGGAUGAUCCGACGGCGAAGAGGCUACGGGCAGAGCUGAAGAGUAAAAAGUUGCUGGUGAAGGUGUCGGCUAAGACGAAGGUUGGAUUGGCUGUGGGCAGUCGCAGGAUUGUUACUGUGGGCGUUAGUCUCAAAUGCGGUGGUGUUAGAUUACAAACGCUUGAUUCGCAAAUGGCCAAAUGCACUAUCACAGUGUUGAAAUGGAUUAAGUUGCGGUCAUGAGAGAACGGUGUGGUUUGGCUAAGCCUCAAAGGACUUGUCAGAAACCAUAAGAGCUAUCAAAUACUAUUUUUUCAGCAAUGUUUCUAUUUCUAGUUCAGUUUCAAUUCGUUACAAAUAUAUAUGUGUUAUACAUAUACCUAUUGAUCAUUCAAUGGUUGUCGCUUGUGUUAUGUUUUGGGCAUUUAGAGUACCAAAUUGUUUGUUCUUUUGAUUGGUGAAAGUACUGUCAUCAAUGUGAUUUAUCCCGGUAACUAAAAAUUUGGUAUAUCUAUGAUAUCAAACAGCAGUUAUUUACACUAA
Brassica napus (rape) is the source of this 1579-nucleotide messenger RNA. Its product is annotated as NDR1/HIN1-like protein 6. Bases 470 to 1279 code for a protein of 269 amino acids. Gene Ontology annotation, cellular component: plasma membrane. NCBI's taxonomy places the organism in Eukaryota, Viridiplantae, Streptophyta, Magnoliopsida, Brassicales, Brassicaceae. The transcript is spliced from 2 exons. The record is from RefSeq and is a predicted model, not a curated record.